CCCCACUCCACUCAUACUAUUGAGACAAGGAAAUCCUCUCUCUCUCUCCCUCAAUCACUCUCUCGGCCAGCACAACCCAAGCAAGAAAAAAAAAGAAAACCUCCAUCCUCCUUUCCAAUCCUUGAAGAGAGCUCCAACAUUAGGGAUCCAAGGGGAAAGAUUAAAGGGAGAAAAAGCUAGGAAAAGUGAGAAAGAUUAAGAAAACCUCCAUCCUCCUUUCCAAUCCUUGAAGAGAGCUCCAACAUUAGGGAUCCAAGGGGAAAGAUUAAAGGGAGAAAAAGCUAGGAAAAGUGAGAAAGAUUAAGGAACUUGAUUUAAAGUAUUUUGAGCCUCGCCGGAGUUUCGCCGGAGUUGGUCAAAGUUCGCCGGAGUUGGUCAAAGUUCACCGGAAACUAGUCAAAGUUCAACCGGGGAGCGUAGAACGCGCGGGAGCUCACUUAAGUUUCAGGUCGGGAUUAAAGCUUGCCGCUACCGCCCGUUGCAUCGGAGAAUUCAAGAGAAGAAGACGUGCAGGAUUGGAGAGUGAUCUGAAGAUGUCUUAUUGAGAUGGCUAAUCUGAAUGGUAUCAUACAACCCCAAGAAUGAAGAGUUAAAUAAAACCCUAUCCAAUCUGCGCCACACUCUUCCAUUGGGUCUAACCCCAGACCAGGUAAAAGGAGAUCCAAUGAAAGGUUUGCUAAUAACUCAGAAUCCGUCUGCGAUGAGGAAUUCCGUUGCAGGAGAGCAUUGAUUUUAGAGACGGAGAAAUACCUUCUGUAAUGGAUUCAUGCUUGUGAAAAGAAGGCAAAACAAAAUCUGUAUGUUGAAGAUUGGAAGGUUCAGGAUGGUCCCCAGUUUCAGUGAAAACCUCUUCCACCUCUGUAUCAGAUUCCACUGGAACCUUAGAAGUUGAAGGGAUAUCCGUUGGCUCGAUUUGCUGAAUCACUGGCUCCAUCACAAUCGAUUUUCCUUUAUCGACAAGAGUUGGGUGACUUGUAGUAUUAUUAAGGACCUUUGACUUGAAAAGAGCAGCUUUGGAUGUGGUAAAACUUCCCUUGCCAGAAUAAGGAAGAUGGAGAGACUUCUACAUAUGACAAGGACCAGUCUGCCAAUGAAGUACCUAGGGUCAUCCCUGCACAAAGGUAUCAACAGAAAGAAUUAUUGUAAGGACAUCCUUCAAAGCUUUGAUAAAAAAUUGACUAUUUGGAAACAGAGGAAUUUAAGCUUUGGAGGAAGGCUUAUUUUAAUCAAAUAUGUCUUAAAUACUAUCCCUUUACACACUCUGGCGGUAGACACACUUCCCAAGGCAGUUAGUAAAUGUUUGGAAAAGAAAAUGUCACAUUUUCUUUGGGGCUCCAAUGCUACAAAAAAUAAAUUUCACUGGAUUAGAUGGAAGGAUAUUUGUUUGCCUUAUGAUGAAGGUGGUCUGAAUAUAAGGUCCCUUAUUGACAUUGAAAAAGCUUAUUCUUUGAAGCUUUGGUGGAAAUGGCGAUGUAAUAAAUCUUUUUGGGCCACCUUUUGUAAUGCUAAAUACCCAAGGGGCACAAAUAUGAUACCAAAGCAAGCAGAUUCAAAUAUUUGGAAACGGGUUUGCAGAAUUCAUGAGUUGGGGCAAGCUCUUAGUACACACAAUCAGGAUGGGGAACUAUUGUGGUUACCAGAAAGUGAUGGCAGGUUCACUUUAUCCUCAGCAUUUCAUAGUGUGAGAAGAACCAGCAGUUCUAUUUUUUCCUUCAAGCAUGCCUGGAAUAAGUAUCAACAUAAUCAAGUUCAAAUUUUUCAAUGGAAAGCUCUUAAUAGAAUACUUCCAUUUCCAGAUAACAUGAGUAAGUUCAACAUUGCUGUCUUCCCUACUAGAUGCCCCUUUUGUAAACAGGACUCAGAUUUGAUGGAUCAUGUGUUGGUUAAUUGUUCUUUUAGUUUGGAAAUUUGGAAAUACUUUCUUGGGGUGUUUGAAAUACCUAUUCCUAUUAUUCCAAUUUCUCUGAGACAGAUGCUCAUUGCAUGGUGGCUGGAAGCUGGGAAUAGAAGCCUUAUAGAUGUGUUUAAGUAUAAUAUGGCUGGAAUUAUUUCUUGGCAUAUUUGGAAAGUUUACUGUCGAAUUAUUUGGGGUGGGGAGGAUGUUGUUCUAAAUUGGCAGAUCACUAUUAGACAAAUCAAAUCCUUCUCUCAGAAUUGGGCUGAAGUGAAACUUCAUAGAGCUAAAUUUGGUAAGCCUACUUCAAUCCUAUAUGAAGAGGGGUUUCUUGCCUCAUCUUUUCGGACUAAGAAAUCAAGGAUUAGAGCUAUCAGAUGGGAGUUACCUGAGAUGGAUUACAAGCUAAAUAUCGACGCGUCCUACAGGUCCGAUGGUGCUUCAGGUGGAGCGGUAUUAAGAUCCAGGUCAGGUGAGUUGGAGGUAGCUUUUCAUUUUCCUAUAUCUGCAACAUCAGCUCUAGACGCGGAAAUGCAGGCGCUUCAUCUUUCUGUUCGUUGGGCGGUCAAGAAAGGAUUUCAGGCGGUGGAGGUAGAGACGGAUUCAUUGGUGGCGGUAGAUGAAAUUUUGGGAGGUAAGAUGGAGGGACGGUGGUCGAAAAUGGUAGAGGAUCUAAGAAGGUGGAAGGUUAGUUCGAAUCUGUAUUUCAGGCAUAUACCACGUGAGAUUAAUUGGACUGCUCACUUCCUCUCCAAGAUUAAAUCUGUUGAUCUGGUUAUUUUUAAUAAUGCUAGACAACUUCCACUUAAUUCAUAUUAGACGCACUUUAAUUGCUGAUAAAUUGGGUCUGAGCUACUUUAGUUUCUUUUAACAGUUUUCAAUAGGUGUUUUUCGAAAAGGGGAAUGCCCCUUUGGAGGAGGUUUCGGUAUAGUCCCCCUCUUCUGAUUGUACUGGUUUUGGAUUAUCAAUAAAAUACCGGCAAACGUUCCCCGGCGUUUGCCCCACUGAUUUUGGUGGUUGGCCUUCCGGGAUAAAA
Cuscuta epithymum is the source of this 2931-nucleotide messenger RNA. The record is from the annotation of a GenBank genome assembly. NCBI's taxonomy places the organism in Eukaryota, Viridiplantae, Streptophyta, Magnoliopsida, Solanales, Convolvulaceae.